AUGGCCAGCCAUACACCACCAACGCUCUCGAGGGGCGAGCUGCUGCACCUCUACGGAGUAUCACUCCCUGUGGCUGUGGGCACAUUCUUCUACCAGUACCUGCGCCAUACUUUGACGUCCUGGUCGAAUGGCCGCCUCGAUGGCACCGCGCUUAAGCGCAACAUUUUCACCUCCCUCGGCUCGCUCAUGACCAUUCCGAGCCUGCGCGAGAUACAAUAUCUACAGCGCCGCACCACCGGUGACGCCGUUCGUGCCUACGCCAAGGCCAAGCAGCUGCAACUGCGGUCCGUGCUGCUGACCGACUCCGACACCGAUGGCCACGGCCCCGCCACCCUCCACAUCGUCACUGUCGAAGACGAUGCGGUCCGCAACGGCGGCGACCCCUCCACCCUCCUCUACUUCCAUGGCGGCGCUUACAUUACACCCCUCCCGAACCCGGCGGCCGGCCAUACUCUUGCCGUUCGCGCUGGCGUCAGCCAGCUCGCCGUCCUCGAGUACAGCCUGGCCCCGGCCAGGGCCUACCCAGCCCAGCUUGCCCAGGCCGCCGCAGCACUGCGGCACCUCGUGACCGUCGACGGCAUUGCCUUCCACGACAUUGCCAUUGCGGGUGAGUCUGCCGGCGGCAACCUGCUGCUCGCUCUUCUCGCUCACAUGCAACAGCCGCACCCUCGCAUCCGCGCAUUGCCUGGACAGCCACCUGGACAGUCAGGCGACACGUCCCAGCGACUCCGUGGUGCACUGGUCGUGUCGCCGCGCACACGCAACGAGCCCACACGGCCCAGCCACAUCGAGAACGAGGGCAAAGAUAUGCUGAGCAGAGCCAGCAUGGUGCGCACUGCCGAGGCGUGGAAACCCGUGUCGGGCGAAGUCUGGGCAGCACCCGACGAAGGCGACCGGGCGUUCUGGCAGGGUCUGCGCGCAGACCGCGUGCUGCUGACGGCGGGCGGCGACGAGAUUUACCGAGACGACAUUGUCCACACGGCCGAGAUGAUGGGUGCUGGGGACGCGCCCACGGCGGGCGAGCCGGCUGUCCAGGUUGUCGUAUGCCCCCACGAGGUACACGUUCAGGGUGUCGUCGAUCUGGCCACAGGCAUUGAGGGCGGCGUCAUGGCGGAUGCCAUGCUGCGCUGGGCCGACGAGGUGGGACAGUCGACAUAA
Messenger RNA from Sporothrix brasiliensis 5110, 1158 nucleotides. RefSeq lists its product as uncharacterized. The record is from RefSeq and is a predicted model, not a curated record. NCBI's taxonomy places the organism in Eukaryota, Fungi, Ascomycota, Sordariomycetes, Ophiostomatales, Ophiostomataceae. The transcript has a single exon. Gene Ontology annotation, molecular function: hydrolase activity. The coding region runs from base 1 to 1158 and encodes 385 amino acids.